AUGGUGACACUGAACCAGGUUAAAAAGUUAGCAUCUUUGAUUGGUGGACAGUUUUUAUUGACGUUCUCAAGAGAAGUUACCCAUGUCAUUGUUAAAACAGUAUCAGAAAAUGUGCGACAUUGUGAUCGAACACUGAAGUAUUUUCUAGGAAUAGCUAAUAAGUCGUGGAUUUUACCAUACAAAUGGAUCCAAGACUCCCUGGAAAAGAAACGGCUUUUAAAAGAGGAAUCAUAUGAAAUUAUUGGAGACUCUGUAAACGGUUGUGCUCAUCGUGGUCCCACAAGAUCUCGGCUUUCGCAUGUGCCUCUAUUCAAACAGUUUGAGAUUUAUGUGGUUGGAGAAAGCUCUGAGCUGACACAAGUUUUGUUUAUUUUUUUUUCUUUCUCUUUCUCCUGUCUUUUUUUUCUUCUUCUUUCUGUCUUUUUUUCUUCUUUCUUUCUUUUUUUUUCUUCUUUCUGUUUUUUUUUUCUUCUUUCUUUCUUUUUUUUCUUCUUUCUUUCUUUUUUUUCUUCUUUCUGUCUUUUUUUUUCUUCUUCUUUCUGUCUUUUUUUUUCUUCUUCUUUCUGUCUUUUUUUUUCUUCUUCUUUCUGUCUUUUUUUUCUUCUUUCUUUCUUUUGUUUUCUUCUUUCUGUCUUUUUUUUCUUCUUUCUGUCUUUUUUCUUCUUCUUCUUUCUGUCUUUUUUUUCUUCUUUCUUUUUCUGUUUUUCUUUCCUUUUUUUUCUAUUUUUUUUUCUUCAUUUUUUUUUUUUGUCUUUAUUCUGCUUUUCUAUUUAUCCUUUCUCUUUUUUUUUUUUUUUGUACCUUUUCGUUCAUCCUUUUCGUUUUCUAUUCUUUUUCAGAUUUUCUUCUGGUUUUCUUUUCUUGCUUUUCUAUUUACUUCCACUCCCCCUUUUCUUUUUAUGUCUUUCCUCCAUUUAUAUUAAUUUAUUUUUUUGUUCACCUUUUUUUUUUAUUCAGCCUUUUUGUGUCUUUUUGGGGAUUUUUCUGGAUUUUUCCCAUUUUACAAUAUUUUGUGGGUCUUGUCUCUCUCUUUUUUUUUUUUUUUUACUCUUUUUGUCUUUUUCUUUUCUUUCCUUUUUACUCUCUCUUUUUUUUGUUACAUUUUAUUUUUAUUCCAUUUUUUGUCUUCUCCUUUUUUCAACCAUUUUGUUUCCAUUUUUCUUUUUUUCACACAUUUUGUCAUUUUUUUGUCUCCUUUUCUUUUUCCUUUUCUUUUUUGUAUCCUUUUCUUUUUUGUAUCCUUUUCUUUUUCCUUUCUUUUUUGUCCCCCUUUCUUUUUCCUUUCUUUUUUGUCCCCUUUUCUUUUUCCUUUCUUUUUUGUCCCCUUUUCUUUUUCCUUUCUUUUUUUGUCCCCUUUUCUUUUUCCUUUCAUUUUUUGUCCCCUUUUCUUUUUCCUUUCUUUUUUGUCUCCUUUUCUUUUUCCUUUCUUUUUUUGUCUCCUUUCCUUUUUCCUUUCUUUUUUGUCUCCCUUUCUGUUUCCUUUCUUUUUUGUCUCUCUUUCUUUUUCCUUUCUUUUUUGUCUCUCUUUCUUUUUCCUUUCUUUUUUGUCUCCUUUUCUUUUUCCUUUCUUUUUUGUCUCCUUUUCUUUUUCCUUUCUUUUUUGUCUCCUUUUCUUUUUCCUUUCUUUUUUGUCUUCUUUUCUUUUUUUUUGUUACUUUUGUCUCUUUUUUUUUUUUUUUUUUUUUUUUUUUACAGUCAGUUUUAUCUCCUUUUUUUUCUUUCAUUUUUUUCUCCUUUUCUUUUUAG
Molecule: messenger RNA, 1746 nt
Organism: Acanthosepion pharaonis
Lineage: Eukaryota; Metazoa; Mollusca; Cephalopoda; Sepiida; Sepiidae
Source: the annotation of a GenBank genome assembly